Messenger RNA from Humulus lupulus (European hop), 380 nucleotides. RefSeq lists its product as uncharacterized. The record is from RefSeq and is a predicted model, not a curated record. Bases 14 to 379 code for a protein of 121 amino acids. The transcript is spliced from 2 exons. Lineage: Eukaryota; Viridiplantae; Streptophyta; Magnoliopsida; Rosales; Cannabaceae.
UCUGUAUACGGAGAUGCGCAAAAGAUAUUCAGAGAGAAAGAAUAUUAGGCAUUCUCAUUUCCAAAAAUAUUAUUCUGGAAAUCCGAAUGAUUUGGAUAGUGCUCUCAAUGCUAUUCCUGACUUGUGCUCGAAGGAGAGCUGGAAAGAAAUCGUCGAUUUGUUUCUGAGCCCAAAGUUUAUAGCGCGAUCCACGCAGAACAAGAAAAAUAGAAAGGAAAUGAAGUAUUUGUCGACGCAAGGCUCUAAAUCAAUGGCAGCGAUCCGUAACGAAUAUGAUGAACCUGAUGAGCAUGCUAUUGAUGCUUGGAAAGAUACUCAUAUAAAAAAAUCUACGAAGACUUGGGUUAGCGAAACUUGCAAAGAACUACAUGUAAGUUAAA